Maudiozyma saulgeensis is the source of this 1257-nucleotide messenger RNA. Lineage: Eukaryota; Fungi; Ascomycota; Saccharomycetes; Saccharomycetales; Saccharomycetaceae. The record is from the annotation of a GenBank genome assembly.
AUGCAAUCGUAUCAAGAUAAGAUAGAUUGUUUUAUACAGAUACCUAACAUUGGUAGAGGUAAAAUUAAAUAUAUUGGACCCGUAGAGAAUAAAAAUGGUUAUUUCGUUGGUGUUGAUUUACUUGCAAAUAUUGGCAAAAAUGAUGGUUCAUUCUUAGGAGUAAGAUAUUUCACGACAGAAUAUCCACAGAGUGGGUUAUUUAUUCAAUUUCCAAAAGUUGCUCAUUUGGUUGAACAGGCUUCGAGAGUCGCACUCGCUAGUGCACCACCAUCUACUCGAACUACUAUAAUAAAUGAAUCUCUUAGAAAUGAUUUCAACAAAGAGACAUCUCAACCACCUCCAGCUACCCCUAGGAGAAGUAUGAUGAUGAAAAAUAAUAUGGAGACAAUGACAAUCCCAGAUUUAAGACCUCAUCAAGACAACAUACCUCGUGAGGGUAAUCAAAAUAAUAAUGAUGAAGAUGAUUCUAUGGAGAUAGAUGCUUUUUCUUCUUCUGUGAUGGUGGAUCAACCAUUGAGUCCCGAACAAAAACAACAAGAAUCCGUCACAGAAACAAAUGUUCAACAAUAUAUCAAUACAAUAGAGCAACAACGACAAACAAUUGCUAAAUAUGAAGUCUUACUUAAUGAACAAAGAGUAGUAUUAGAGGAAAUUCAGCCUGUAAUAGAUGCAUGUGAACAAAAAUCACAAUUAUUACAAGAAGAGCGAAAUCAAUUGGAGAAAAAAGUUACAUUACAACAAUCUGUUCAAGAAAAACAGCGAGCAGAAUUUAUUGAAGAACAAGAACAAUUAAUGGCAGCUGUAGAUAAAUUGAAUGAAGAAAUUAAACAAAAUGAGAAACGAAUUGCAGAGAAUUCGGCAACUGCAUCUUCAGGUUCAACAGUGGUGGAUAGUGAAGAAUUAGAACAGCUCCGGAAAUAUAAACAAGAUAUGGAGAGUGCAAAAGUCAAAUGGGAUAAAGAGAAAGAACAAUUACGGAUGCACAAUGAAUCUCUCAGUAAAGAAUACAAAGAGUUAAAUAAAGAACUAAUGGCUUUAAGUAAUAAUGAUACAGGCGAUUCCAAUAAAAAUGAGGAUAUUGAUAGAUUACUUCAACAGAUUGAUCACCUAGAACAACAACUUUCAAAAGCAAGAAAAGAAAUCAAAGAAUUAAAGAUGGUUAAACACCAAGAAAAGAAACCUCAAUAUUGUGUAUUAUGUGAGAAAACUGGCCAUGACCAAUUGCAUUGUCCUUCUCAGUACGUGACAAAUCAAUAA